AUACUCUGAUCGCUUUGCAACACAUAAUAACGAGCCGAUAGGUUUUGUAUCGAUAUAUUAUUUAUCAGCGCUCAACACGUGCGACUUGCACGCAUGUUUUUUGUAAAAGUUAAAUUUUAAAUAUUUGCUAGACUAAGAGAUUUUAAUAAAAAAAAAUCAAAUAAAAUGGCAAUACAAUCAAAUCGACGCAAGAGAAAACAUGAGCAGACAACAACGGACCAUCAAGAUGACGGUGAAGAAGUUGUUCCAAAAAAAGUGCCAAAAGAGGGUGCAACAACAACAGAAGAGGCUGCCGGCACGCUGGAUAGUACAGAAAUGCAAGUGGAGGAGCAAGAUCCACAGGUAGCAGGGCCUUCAAAGAAGAAGCACAAAAAGAAAACACAGGAUAUAAAUGGAGAUGAAGCUGAAGUUAGUCCAGACUCUGGCAUAGAACCGGAGCAGGAGCAGCAAAUGCGUUUUCCCAACGAUUUCAAAAUGCUCAACUUUCGCAGCAAAUUACAGGGCAACAAUUUUAUAACAGAGCUGCGCCACUUUUUAUACAUGUGCGAAAUACGUCCCAAGAUUGUCGCCAAGUAUAUAGAAAAGCGCGGCAAGCCUUUGGAGCUGGCGGAGGCAUUCAAUCGCAUAGACAAAAGCAAUGUGCUGCAUUUGGGCUAUCUCUGCGAGGCGCUACAGCGCAUAAUAAUGGAAAUCCUUACCAAUCAAAAGUCACACAUGGAAUCAGCAGCACAUGCCGCGCGAUAUUUUCUAAAAUCCCAUGGUCAAGUACUCGAGCAACUAUUGCAGUCAGCGCAGCCAAAUCAUAGACGCAAUGCUCUCAAGCUGCUAACGGCCAUAGUAUGCGUAGAUGCGCAAUUGGGACGCCAGGUCUUAAGUUCCUACGAUAUAUUGAGCAACUUGCAGACCAUGGAGGAUAUGCUGUCACACUCCAAGAAUGACUACAAGCAGCCCGAGACAGUACGCAAGGCCUACAUACACUUUGUGCUCGCAUUUUUGGUGGACAACAAUACGCUGCUGAUAAGAAACAUUUUAGAUCGCGCUCAACUAAUACGGGUGCUAGCCAAGGGACUGGUAUUUGAUGAUCAUGUCACUGUCUGCGUGGUUCUCAAUGCGCUACGCCAAUACGUGCUCGAGAAUCCCAACAUCUUGAAGACCAAGAAAGUUUACGUAUUUGAUUUGGUUUGCUGCAAAUAUCUGCGGCAGCUUUACAACUGGCAUGGACCCGAGGGCCUGGUGCAGCUUUACAGCAAAGCUGGCAAGCCCACCUAUCAGCCGCAACGCUCGCCGGAGGCUGAGGCGGUAGCUACUGCGGCUCAUCAGCUGUUGUUGCUAUUGUUUACUUCUCGCAAACACGGCAUAAGCUUUGAUGCCAUGAGCAGCUAUCGCUUAAAGCACAAUAAGCUGCAAGGUCAGCUGCUGGGCAGUCUGCAUCGUCCUUAUGCGGAUCCAAUGCAAACAGAGCUGAUUUUAAAAACUCUCGAAGCUUGUCCAGACCUGGUACGAAACACGGUGCGCAAUUACGCUAUAUAUGUAAAUCCUGUGCGCGUCUCUGGACCCGAUUUGCCCAAGGCUCUAGAGCUGCUCUCGCGUAUAAUACUAUCAGUUCCGCCUGGACUACUAGGCGGCUCGUUGGACAAAUUGACGCUCACCGACUUUAGCUACUGGAUUAAGGAGCACUGUCUGCCCCUUGAAGCGCUUCUUCACAUUACCGGCAAAUAUAUGCUCAAGCGCAAGGAAUUUCCAGCGAGACUCGCUGUCAAUCGACUGCUGCUGGCCAUGAUGACACAGUACAGCAAUUAUAUGACUGCAGUGAAUCAACGUGAACAGUCCAAGCGUGCGGGCAACUCGUUGCGUCGUUUCAAGUUUGAUUUACUCAAUCAUCUGCUGACUAACUUUCCCACUAUAGAGAGCAUACUGUACUCGCUCUAUCUAAGCAUACAGGAUCAGGGGCAGGAGGGCGUAGACGUGCUGCAGCAUUUGUCCGUUACUCUUGAUCUUGUGCUGUUGAUGUGCAAGGAGAAUCGCGCCUUUGUUAAUAAGACCAGUCAGAUAUUGGACUAUCUGGAUGUGCUGCGUCCGCUGUACGAGACUAACUUUGAUACGCCUGGUGCACAGCCCGUGGCAGACCUGAUGCAGCUUGAGCUCAAAUCGAUUAAAACCAUACUCUUGCUAUUUCCUCGUGCACUUCAGCCGCAGGAGCCGCUCUUUGGGAAGGUGCUGCGCAGCUUUAUACGCGCCUAUCUGCUCUCAGAUGCAGCCCUUAAGCUUGAGGCGGGCGAGCUGCUGCAAAGACUGUUCCACAAUACGGGCAUGUUUGAGGGCUGCAGCUACGAGGUGGAUAUCUGGCUGGAAGCCCUGGUGGGCUUCGAUGGUGCCACUGUGGAGCAAGUGAGCAGCAUUUUACUUAGCGUGCUCUCGCUGGACAUAAGCGAAGUCGAGCAGCAGGAGCUGCCCGCCUUGGAUGUUUCCGAAGCAGUGCAUCAGCGCCAAGAUUUGCGCAAACUGUUUAAUCAAAUCGAGCAAGGACAAACAGUACAGGCCUAUGUGGACACAUUAACCUUGAGCAAGAUGAUGCCGCUGCUGCUGCAGGGCGUGGAGCUGUCAGCACCAUAUGAUGCCUAUGUGGAGCUAGUUUGUGUGCUGCUCUAUCAUUACCACAGCAAGCCGGGAAAAGUGCAGCAGCUCUAUGGCACGCAACUGGAGCAGCAUGCGGACUACAUGCAGCAAUCGAAGAUUAGUGAGUUGCCAGCGAAUAUAGCGCAGCAUUGGCCGCUUUUGGCGCAGCUGCAGCAAACGUUGCUGCAGGCGCAGCCUAGUUUAAGCUUUGAGCAGGUGUUUGCUUGGCAGGAACAGGCGGAGGAGCAACUGCCCGCCUUUGAGCUGCAGCUGGAGCAGGCGCAAUUCCUUCCGUUGCAUGGCAGCUUGAGCAAUGCACGCCGCAAUAUGAUUUAUGUGCACGCCGUGAUGUAUCUGCUGCAACAGCUGAUGCAGCAACAGCAGCUAAGCGCUGGACAGGCACAGUCCAUGGCGGAUUUCCUCAUAAGAUUGCUGCAGAUAGCGCAGCAAUUGGAUGACGCGCAGGCGCAGCAAUCUGGUGUGAAGCUGGAACUGGAACAGGAGCAGGGUCAGGAGUUGGACAUAACGCAUACGCAACGUCUGCUGCAUUAUGUCUAUGCCCUGCGGCUCAGUCAGCUGCCCGCCACGCAGCUGCUCAGCGUCACCAGCGCCACGCAGCUGAACUAUGUGCGCUUUCUGCGACGUCUAAGUGCGCAUUGUCGCCAGCUGCCCAAGUUUGUCAGCUACACUGCGUACUUUAGGCUGCAGCUGCUCAAGGCCUUGGAAAUGGCUUUGGCUACAGAUGUGAAGCAGCUGGCGCAGGAACAGCUGCUGGAGGUGGUUGCGCUAAUGGAAAACUUUGAUUUGAAUGCUGAGGAAUGCGCGCAUAUGCUGCAGUUACUCUGCCAGAAGUUGCAGGCACACGACUAUGAGCAGCUGCCACAUUACUUUGAGCUGUUGCUGUUGCUGCUGCGCCGUUUGGCGAUGUUGCCAGAGGCUGUAGUGGAUUGCCAAGCGGCUCUGGUGAAGCUGCAGUUGUACUAUCAACAUUUUACACAAGCCGGCGGAGGCGCUUUGAGUGAGGCACAGUUGGAGCAGCUGGAGUCGGCGCUGCUGCAGUUUCUGAGCCAGCAACAUCAUCAUCUUGCCAGCUGCACCUCGGACUUUUUCAACUGUCUGCUGAACCAAAGCAGCGGUCGCAAGCUGAGCAAGCCAGGCAUACAGUUGUCCUGCCUGCUGCUGCAGCGGCUGCCCCAAUUGUCGGCAAAUGUUAAGGAGCAGCUGGAGCAAAAGGAGCUAAUGUAUGCCCUGCUGCAUGUUGCCUUCGAUUGCAAGUAUGUGCUGGAAGCGUCGCUGCUGCAGCGCUGCUACCAAGGCUACAAGUCAGGCAUACUCAAGAGCAUAGAGAAGCCACAAAAGGCGGCGUUGAUCUACCGCGAGCAUGCCGAGGCCAGCGCACAGUUGCUGGCCAAAUGCAUGCCCAAGUCGGAGUGCGUGGAUUACACACAGAAACAGCUGAAGUUCGAUGCAGUUGAGCUGUUCCAGCUGCGUGUGCUGCGCGAGAUCUAUGAGCAAGCCUAUGCAGCGGCGUCGGAGCAACAGCAGGCGAACAUCUUCAGCAACUAUGUGCAGCUGAAUGUGCAAAUGUUGGGCUUGGAUUUGAAGAAGCAAAGCGUGCAGCUGGGCAAGUUGCAGCAGUUGGCCUACAAUUGCUACAGCUGGUGGCAGCAACACCAGCAGCCCGAGGCGCUAGACUGGAGUCGCGUGCUGAAUGGAGCACAUUGGUUGAACUUUUGUCGCAGCUGCUUGAAGCAGGCGCUGCAGCUGAGUGAGCAGCCCGAGCAGCAGCAGCAAGCGGAUCAAGUAAAUGGACUCUUGCUGAAGCUAAUGGCGUAUCUGUGUGAGCAGCUCUACGAGGAUUACCAGGAGGAGCAUGCUGGCGCACAGCAGGAGCAAGCAGCGCUGCUUUAUGAGCUAAUCUGCACGCAUUCCUGCUGCUAUGAACAGUUGCUGGGCGAGGCGAGCGAUGUAAAGACGCAUAUACUGCAGCUGCUGGAGGUGCUGGCUCGCAAGGCGCCCUCAGCGUUGCAAGCAGCGCAUAUACCAGUCAUUCUGGGCUCCUAUCAAGCGCGACUGAGCGCCGCCGAUCGAUAUGCCUUGGCGCUGCUGGAGCACUAUGAACGCUUUGAGGUCAACCUAGCGCAAUAUCGUCCUUUCAUCUGGGGUGAAAGUGCUGUGGCUCAUUAUGCGCUGCGUGCAGCAGAUCCGGAUGAGCGCAGCAAGCUGCAGCAGCAGGAGACCAACAUAGCACAGGUGCUGGCAUUGAUCGCACCUACAGUUUGCCAGUACACCAUAGAGAACUUUCCCAUUUGGCGUGCGCUGCAGUCGAGCCAACAGUUGCCCACGUGUGAGUUUCAUGCGCCCGCUUUGGCAGCGCAGCGCUUUGGCGACAACAGCUUGGAGCAGCAGCUGGAGUCGGGCGUCACUGUCUUUGAUCAGCAAUUGCGACGUCUGUGCCCCAAGCGCGAACAGCUCUAUGAGCAGUGCUAUGAUCCCGCCUUUAUGCUGCCGCUAAUGCUGCACUGCUUUGCGCCGGAGUCGGUGGUGCGUGCCCAGUGGCCUGUGCAGAAUGGUCUGCUCGCCUUGAGCUUCUGCGCCCUGAGCUCGCUGGACAAGAAUAUGCGCCUGGCUGCGGCUUGUUGCCAGCAGCGCUAUCGCACGCACUUCGAGCUGGCCAAGUUCUAUGAGAAGCCACUGUGGACGCAGGCCUAUGACAAUAUACAGUCGGGCUUGAGCAAUUUGAGGCGCAGCUGGCUGGCGCAGCGACGCAGUCAUGGGGGCACGCCACGUGUGCCGCUGAUACCCGCGCUGUUCAUUGCGCACAGCUUUAACCUCAGCACAGAUCCCACGCAUCUGCUCUACAAGCGUCUGAUGAUGUAUUUGCAGCUGAAGCAGAGCUUUGACUUCCAGACCAUACCCGAGUUCAAUGUCUUCUUCUACUCGCAGGAGCCGGAGCAUCAGCAGUAUCGUGAGUUCAUCAUCGAGGUGCUGCGUUGUGGCAUCAAAUGCAGCGCGGAUCUGUUCCUGCUGGUGUCCACCAACACCUUCAAGGUGCUGCUCAGCUUCUACAACUCCAGCCUGGCUACCCUGGAGACCAAUCUGCUGCUGCUUUCGGUGCUCUCCACCUGCGUCAAAAUACCCGGCGCCGUGCGCAUUAUGCUGGAGCAUGUAGGUGUGCUCUCCUGGCUUUCGGGCGUCAUACGAGACACGCAGUUCCAUCAGUUCGACAUUAUCGAAGGUGUCUUGAGCAUACUCAACAAUCUCUACUAUGCUGUCGCCGCCAGUCAAGCCGAGCUGCCCGACUACGCCCAUGUGCAGUUGCGUCUGCAGCGUUUGGUCUUGCAACUGCUGCCGUUGCUCUCCCCACGCGUCUCGGUGCCAGCGCUGGCGCGUCUGCUCAAUGUGCUGCAAAAGACAGCCACUGCUGGUCAGUAUCAGGCGUUGUCCGCAUCCCAACUAGAUCAACUGCUGGAUUGUGUGGCACGUCAUUGGCCGACGGAGCUUGCUGGCAUACGCUAUGUGCGUCAAUUUGGCGGCCGCUUUGCCAGUCCACGUUCCGAGUACUGCAACUGGCUGGCCCAGGAACAACAGCUGGACACACAUGCCGUGUUGGCUCUCUCCAGCUUGCGCCAAUAUACCUGCGACUGGUGGGAGGCGAACCAAGCGUCCAACACUUCAAUUGAGCCAGCUGCUCUUCUACCCAUCGAACCAUCGUUGGAUGACACUAAAAUUGUAGGCAUUUUUUAAAGUUUAAGCUCAAAGUGUUAAAUGUUAAUAUACUCUAGUUAAGUUUUCUACAUGUUGCUUGCUGCCGAGUAAAA
This is a messenger RNA of Drosophila busckii, 6437 nucleotides long. RefSeq lists its product as uncharacterized. Gene Ontology annotation, cellular component: nucleolus. The coding region runs from base 166 to 6363 and encodes 2065 amino acids. The record is from RefSeq and is a predicted model, not a curated record. Gene Ontology annotation, biological process: maturation of LSU-rRNA from tricistronic rRNA transcript (SSU-rRNA, 5.8S rRNA, LSU-rRNA); maturation of 5.8S rRNA from tricistronic rRNA transcript (SSU-rRNA, 5.8S rRNA, LSU-rRNA). The transcript is spliced from 2 exons. NCBI's taxonomy places the organism in Eukaryota, Metazoa, Arthropoda, Insecta, Diptera, Drosophilidae.